CGUUUGUUUCGAAAAGACAUCGAAAGUCUGGCAGUCGAGAGGCGCAUGUUGAUAUUGAGUCUUUGCCUCUCGCAGCUCGUCGCCAUAUCAUUCGCACCAUGAGUUCAAAGCCAGUGGCUCGGCAGCGCAUCGUGCCUGCCAUCCCUCAUCGACUCACCGUCCGCCGCGCAAAAGUCGUUCCCGCAGGCAAGAGCGACCAACAAAUCCCCGACGACAAGCCAAAGAGCGCAACACCUUCCGCCGACGAGCACAAAGCUGAAGUGCGCGUAAAUGGUGUCCAACAUGAAGAUGCGCCCAAGCAUGACGACCCUGCGCCUUUGCCCAACGGAACCAAAGACGAUGAAGUCAAACAGCCGCCUAUUGAAAAGGAGCCCGUCGCAGAGCCUGUCGCAAUGAAGAAGCUUGCCGAAGACAAGGAGCCCACUGAAAAGGAGGAGACCACUGAGAAGAUGGAGAUUGCUCAGAAGAUGGAGCCUGUUGAGAACAAGGAAAGCAAUGGAGUGACUGCUCCUCCCCGUCGCCAACAGCAUCACCAAGACGCUCAAGCUCGUCCUUUCGUUCCCAGACAUCAACCCAGACAAAGUGAAACUCUCGUCUUUGGCGGCUACCAAGACUCGUCCAGCGCAUCUCCUGCCAACCCUACCACUGCCUUCAUGCCUCCUCCACCAGUACCAGUCAUGCCCCCUUCAAUGGCUCCCUAUGAUGGCUACCCUGGUGCUCAGCAGUACACUUCUACUGUCCCCCCUGCACCUAUGGCUGUCAUGGGCCCUCCUCCCCAGGUCAACGGCCAUAGCUUUGCACACACCAACGGAACCGGAGUCCAACUCGGAAGCAUCUCAUCUUCCCCUUCACACACACCGUCCAUGCCGCUUGGUGAUUCUGCUGUCGCUACCCCUGAUGCUCUCACCGCCCACAAGCUUCACGCACCGCACCAUUCGACUUUCACUAUGCCACCUUUCGACGCCAAUCUCCAACACCUUGUCGAAUUCGUUUCUUCAUACUUCGGACAGCAAGACUUCGCAGACUACGUUCUCGAAAUCUACUCUGGCAACCAAUCUUCCAACCCUGUCAUGUUGCCUGUGCACGGCAUUGUCAUCGCCCGUUUCCCUGGUCUUCUGAAGCUCGUCAACAGCCUCCCUCAGUCUCGCACUCCUCACUCCCGCGCCCCUAUCGUCCAUGUUCCUCGCAGCUAUACCUUCCAAGAUGCCAGCGCCUUCGCUGAUGCCAUGCGCUACGUCUAUGGAGGUUCGGUCAUCGAGCCCAUGCAUGUCUUCAACACCCCGGGCAGCACCCCGAGCAGCCGCAUGCGCUACAUCUUGUCGUAUCUUGCUGCUGGACAUUGCUUCAGUGCCGAAACUAUCGUUGUGCAUGCCUACAACAUUGCUUCACGCAUUCUCUCAUUCAACGAGCUUGAAGUUGUCCUGUUCUUUGCUAUCUGCGGCUAUUGUCUCAGCGAGCGAUGCUUGUACGGUCCUUACGCCGAUCAAAUUGUCUGGCAGGCUCUGUGCCUGAUUGUUUCCAACAUCUUCCCCGACUUUGUGCUCGACACUUCGGCUCCUGAAUUUGUUUCGCUACCCCGUCUCCCCGCCACUCCUAACUCGACCUCGACAUCUCAAUCUCGCCCCGAUUCACGCUCCUCUUCUGCAUUUGCUACCUCUGACGCCCAACGUCCCAUGUCAAGCAUUCGUUUCGGCUCAGCAACUCCUAGCAACUCGGACACAUCUUCGCCCAACUACAUCUUGUCAUCUGCGCUCCUCUCUCUGCCUUUUGAACUUUUGAAGAUGGUUUUGGAGCAUGAUAUGCUUGUUGCAAACCUGGGCAUUGAGACAUUGUUCUCAAUUGCCAGUGAGAUCGUGCGCGAGCGCGAGCGCCGUCGUGUCGAUGCUUGCAACUCAAUGCAGGAACAGAAGAGGAACCUUGAAGGUGUUCUUCUGAUGGGAGAAUCAGUGAGCCGUGACGCAACUGGCACCCGCCUCAAAUUGCACUGCACACGCUACGCUUGAUCCUCCAACCAUCAACUCUGCUUAUGGAACGCAUUCACGAGAUUUUGAGAUUCUGUUUUCUUCUCCUUUCUACUCUUUUUUUUUCUUCACUUUUUUUUCUUUGCUUUCUACUUUUCUUUUCUUCUCGGCACAAUGGAGCUCUUGGGUUUAUUAGAGCGCUGGCAUGGGGAGAAAUCCAAAAAGGGAGCAAGCACAUAACGCAAAACUUGCUGAUUCAGAGCGUUUGUUUUUUUACUUUUUUCUUUCCUUUAAUAAUUUCACAAGCAUGGCAUAUCGGCAUGACGAAGGUGCUCAAAAAAUGGGAAUGGGACCAAGUUCAAAAGAUACCAGUCAAUUCAAUCAAAAUCCAGUU
Messenger RNA from Aureobasidium pullulans EXF-150, 2355 nucleotides. RefSeq lists its product as uncharacterized. The record is from RefSeq and is a predicted model, not a curated record. Lineage: Eukaryota; Fungi; Ascomycota; Dothideomycetes; Dothideales; Saccotheciaceae. Bases 99 to 2003 code for a protein of 634 amino acids. The transcript has 2 exons.